Molecule: messenger RNA, 1349 nt
Organism: Anguilla anguilla (European eel)
Lineage: Eukaryota; Metazoa; Chordata; Actinopteri; Anguilliformes; Anguillidae
Product: leukocyte surface antigen CD53-like
Exons: 8
Coding region: 127-828 (233 amino acids)
Cellular component (GO): membrane
Source: RefSeq, a predicted model, not a curated record
GCCCCUGUGUUUGUGUGCCCAACACAGUGGAUUCACACUGCUUCAGGAGCUGACACCAGUCACUGCGGAUUUCUACCAGCUGUGGACAACUUCAUACACACAGGUGCACAGGAAAGCCUUACUGAGAUGGUUCAGCAAAGCUGUGUACGCUGUCUGAAGAACACCAUGUGUUUUCUCAACUUUCUUUGCUGGCUGUGCGGUGCAUUCGUGGUAGCGUUUGGAAUCUUCAUGAUGAUGAACUCCAGGUUCAGCUCACUCAUCACCUCCUUCUGGCCAAUCUACCCAGCCAACACCCUGGUGGUCACCGGCACCAUCGUCACCUGCGUGUCUUACUUGGGUUUCCUGGGAGCCCUGCGGGAAAACCGCUGUAUGCUCAUCUCUUUUUUCAUUCUGCUCUUUAUCCUGAUGCUGGUGGAGCUAGCCAUGGCCUGCAUCAUGCUGGUGUACAACAGGGAGAUAGACACAUUCUUUGAAAAAGACCUCCUGCACAGCCUGGAAUCGUACAAGCAGUCGUCAGAAAUGGGCAACGAGACGCUCAGAGAGGACUUCGACGCUGUCCAGAGCAUUUUCAGGUGCUGUGGAGUCCACGGUGUCUCUGACUGGGAAGGACACAUACCCAUCUCAUGCUGCACUACAGACCCCUGUCUCAGCCACCCUCAGAAGAGCUGGCAAGAGGGCUGCCACAUGAAGCUGAGGAACUGGUUUGCAAGGAACUUUCUGAGCACUGGAGCUGGAGUUGUCACUAUGUUUAUCAUUCAGUUCCUCUGCCUGUGUUUCACUGUUCCCUUGUUCUGUCGCCUCAGUCGGUCUGGGCUCGGAUACAAGUGAACACAACGCACACAGUCUGCUUCCCUGCUGUCUGUGGCCAAUCACAGAAGUGUAUCCAUUUACCAAUCACAGAAGAGAAUCUGGAUAAGCGCUUCGGAAUCGAUGGGAAACCGAAAUGGUUUGAAAAGAAAUUAAUGAAGUGUCCUGACUGUUGAUGGCACGUGAGAUUAAAGUGGAGGCAGAAAAGAAAACAAAUUGUUUUCAAACUGAUUUUAUUUAUACCCCUUGAUUAAUGAUAAAGUAGCAAAUGACCAGAAUAGCCUAUUGCUCAGUAGCCCUAGAAAUCCCCAUUAUUGUGGCCUUGUCUUGUGAAAACCUUCCUGUUCCCUGCAGUUGUGGUAUAUGUGUACAGCACAUAUCCAGAUGGAGGUACAGUGGCUCACAGUGUCCAAACUCUGAGUGUUCUGAGAAUGCAUACAGCUUUAGAGCAAAGUUUGUUUGACAAUUUUGGCACUUCACCCCCCAGAAAUGUUGUGUGAUAUUAAAAUACAAGAUGAUUUAUCUCUUUUAAGUGAAAUGUA